AUGAGCGCUACAAACUCAGUGGCCAGCCUCUCGUCAACUCCCGACGACAGCCUUACUGGAAUCCUUCUUCUCCUGGGUCUGAGCCUCGAGGACAUGAUUCCCGAGCCAGGAAUUGCUUUGUCCAUCGGCCAGGCAGGGGCAGUGACGCCGAAGAGUGCUCGAUGCAAGUCAAUCCAGCCUAAACGUCGCACUCCCCCACGCCCGCUCAACGCCUUUUUCAUCUUUCGCUCCAACUUCAAAGCUCAGAAGAUGGGCAACGCUACCGCAUACGCCACAUACGGCUUUCACAAAGACGUUUCGCGGCUUGCCGGGAUGGUAUGGAAUAGGAUGCCAAAAAGCCAACAAGAGCCGUGGCAUAAGCUGGCUAUCGAGGCUAAAGUGAGACACGGCGAGGAGAACCCCGGGUACAGAUACAGCCCCUUGCGGAAGCCUUCGGCAAAGGCUCGUACCGGCGACUCUGGGGUUAUGUCGCACUCCCCUCCCUCCGAUUCUUGA
Molecule: messenger RNA, 495 nt
Organism: Peniophora sp. CBMAI 1063
Lineage: Eukaryota; Fungi; Basidiomycota; Agaricomycetes; Russulales; Peniophoraceae
Source: the annotation of a GenBank genome assembly